AUGACGGGCACGCCUGGCGCCGCUGCCACCCGGAAUGGCGAGGCCCCCGAGCGCUCCCCACCCUGCAGUCCGAGCUACGAUCUUACGGGCAAGGUGAUGCUUCUGGGAGACUCAGGCGUCGGCAAAACCUGUUUCCUGAUCCAAUUCAAAGAUGGGGCCUUCCUGUCCGGGACCUUCAUAGCCACUGUCGGCAUAGACUUCAGGAACAAGGUGGUGACCGUGGAUGGUAUGAGGGUGAAGCUGCAGAUCUGGGACACCGCAGGGCAGGAGCGGUUCCGCAGUGUCACCCACGCUUAUUACCGAGAUGCCCAGGCCUUGCUCCUGCUGUAUGACAUCACCAACAAAUCUUCCUUCGACAACAUCCGGGCCUGGCUCACUGAGAUUCACGAGUACGCCCAGAGAGAUGUGGUGAUCAUGCUCCUAGGCAACAAGGCGGAUGUGAGCAGUGAAAGGAUGAUCCGUUCAGAGGACGGAGAGAUGCUGGCCAGGGAGUAUGGAGUUCCCUUCAUGGAGACCAGCGCCAAGACGGGCAUGAACGUGGAGCUAGCCUUUCUGGCCAUUGCCAAGGAGCUGAAAUACAGAGCCGGGCGGCAGGCUGACGAACCCAGCUUCCAGAUCCAAGACUACGUGGAAUCCCAGAAGAAGCGGCCCAGCUGCUGCUCUUUCUUGUGAAUCCCAAGGGGCUGCGAGGACGCUCCAGAGACACACAAGGACGCAGCCUUCUCCCUCAGACCUGGUUUAUUCUAAGUGGCUGAGCCAACGAGGAGAGAGUUGGGGGACCCAGUGCACAGCCCCUCCGUACUCCUGCCCCUAUUCUAGCUGCUGUAGCUUCCCUGCACCCCCGGAGGAGGGUAAAAUACUUAUAUUUCAUUUUAAUGAUACAUAAUCUAAUCAAAAGGGCACCAGAAAGCGGAGGAAGGGAGCUGGUGCCCCUUUUGCCUUCCAGUGCUAGGACUCAGGGGCCUGGGCCUCCCUCCUAACCACGAUGAGGGUGAUAUUGCUUCAGCUCAGCACCAGGGGGCACUGGUGCACUUCUGGGGUAUGAGGCAGGUAGUGACCCCAUUCCCACCCUUCAGCUGGCAAGAGGCUGAGCAGACCCAGGCCUUCAUUUCCUCCGGCUCCGCAGAGAACAAUCUUCCCCAAUAAGACAGGGCCCUUGUGCCGGGAGCUAGACCAAAGCCUCGGGAAGAUAAGAGAUGUGGAGAUUGGGCGGGGACCCAGUUCCCUGGGGCGAGGUAGGGAGAGGAGUAACAGAGAUUAGGUCUGUCUGUUUGGCUACCUCUGGCCUUACUAGCCCCUCUCUGGGAGGUGUACCCCAUUUCCCCCAGCCCACAAGCACAUUAGGGCACCUGGAAACAUCUGGAUCCUAUUCGCUGGACCUCAGAUCCCAGGGGAGCCCCUCCUCCCUGAAUCCCUGGCCUUAUCUUCCUACCUUUCUGCCUGUGUCCCCAGACACCUACAGUUACUGAUAGGGAAAGGUUAUUCUUCUGUCCCAAUCCUUUGGCAGGUAUGCAGCCCACAGGCUACUUCUUCAAGCCGCUGUAGUACUUCCACUGGAUAAAGAGCCAGAUAAAAAGAAAGCCCUGACUCCUGGAGUAGGUGGGAGGUAGAAGUGAGCAAACCUCACCCCAUUGUGUAACCCCUAAACCCAGGUGCCAUCUCCUCCCUGAUCAGCCACAUCCCUUUCUUCUCAGAUGGACAUUAGGGCCCAAACUGCUUUAUCUCCCUCCGUACUGAGCCUGGUUAGGGAGUGAGAGGUUAUCCGUUUCUGGGAAAAUCAACGCAUUGUAUGCAAAACAAGGUCAUGUGGGUGGGGAGACGGGCAGCAAGGAGUUUACAUGGGGCCAAGGUCACAUGUCUCCCAAAGCCCUGACCCCAACAAUGGGAAGAGGGCAGGAGACGUGAAGAUUAUGACCUAGAGGCACCUUUACUCCAGCUCUGUUCACCAGGGGUGGGGAGAUGGGUGAGAAAGGUAUGCACUGUACAUUUCUGAGGUUGCUGCAUUUGCUUUCAAGGCAGAAAUCUUGCUCCCAGAGCAGAGUCAGCAGCUUCAACUCAGGCCGAUAAGGAAGGUCUCCAGGCUUCUCCCAGGCAGAGCAGGGAGGAGCCUGACCUUGCCGGGUUCUUCUGGGGCCCAAGGCAGGUCGCAGGCAAUCCAAUCACAUGGGCUGCUCUGGGCCUCUAGCAUUUGUGUUUUUCAGAAGUAAAUGGCAGUAUUUUGGAAAGUA
Molecule: messenger RNA, 2228 nt
Organism: Balaenoptera acutorostrata (minke whale)
Lineage: Eukaryota; Metazoa; Chordata; Mammalia; Artiodactyla; Balaenopteridae
Gene: RAB37
Product: RAB37, member RAS oncogene family
Exons: 9
Coding region: 1-672 (223 amino acids)
Cellular component (GO): Golgi apparatus; endosome
Molecular function (GO): GTP binding; GTPase activity
Source: RefSeq, a predicted model, not a curated record